This is a messenger RNA of Penicillium brevicompactum, 2184 nucleotides long. Its product is annotated as BOD1/SHG1 domain-containing protein. The record is from RefSeq and is a predicted model, not a curated record. The annotation marks the transcript as partial. The transcript has 3 exons. NCBI's taxonomy places the organism in Eukaryota, Fungi, Ascomycota, Eurotiomycetes, Eurotiales, Aspergillaceae.
AUGGAUUCUAAUGGCGCAAUGGACGACUCUCAGAACUCGGAAGAUGUCAAAUCUUCGACAAAACGACCGAUUGACAUUGAACACGUGAAACGCAAGAAGUUCAAGACUGAUGAUCUUCCCUUAUCAUCCGCGCAGCAUGCUAUUAUUGAUAAGCUCCUACAUUCGUUCAAGAAGAAGGGCGGAUUUGAUAGCGUUCGCAAACAGAUCUGGGCUGAUUUCAAUGAUGGGCAACCGCGAACGGAUUUUACAAACCAGUUGAUCGCGUUAGCCGAGUCGGAGAUUGACCGCGAACCAGCCUUACUCUCCCGCGAAAGAGGAAAGGCAGCGACACUUAUCGAGGGUGCUGUUGACCGCGGAGACGUCUACAAGAGCGUGGAGGAUGCCAUCGACCAACUAGCAUCCAAACAUCUGGAGUUCAUCUUCGACUCUGUUCGCGAUAUUCGACGCCAAGAGGUCGGCGAGGAGUCUGCCAACCGUGAAUUUGAGCAGGGCAAUAAGACAGACGCAGACUACGAAGUCCAUGUCAAGACCAAACGUGAGGAGCGCGAGAAGGUCUGGCGCGAAGAAGAGCGGAAGCAGAAGGAAAUCGAAGAGGAAAAGCAGCGGAUCAAGGACGAAGAGCGCCGGAAGAAACGUGAACUGGAACGCCAAAAAGACGAAGAGGAUCGGGCCAGAAGAAAAGAAAUCGACGAACAGAGACGGGCUGAGCGUGAGCGCCAGCGCGAGGAGCAAAGAGCUCUCGACGACCAGCGCGAACGAGAGCGCGAUGAAAGAUACGAGCGCCGAAGGCGAGAGGAUCGCUAUCGAGGAUGGAGUCGUGAUCGUAGUCGCACGCGAGAUCGAGACCGCUUCCGAGAUCGCUCACCAGCCUAUCGCUCCGAUCGCGACUUGUCCCCUCGGCCCCGAGAUUCAAAGGAGAAGUCUACUGAUUUGAAACUCUCUGUGAAUGUCCCCGUAGACGACAAGUCACUGGAGGAAGCUGCUUUGGAAAUGCUGCUCAAAGAAGGCGAAGAACGCAAAGCAAAGGCCCGUCAGAAGCCUGAGUUUGAUUUCGAGCAGGCCGAGGCCAUUGAGAACGGACUGAAGCCGACGCCAUCAGGCUCGUCCAGACAUCACGCCGAUGCAAAAUACUCUAAUAAUUCCACUCGAGCGGCCAGCCCCUCCCGAGACUCAAGGCGCGGGUCGAUCGCAGACCGAGGUGAUCGAUCCCGGCAUCUGACACGGGAUCGCAGUCGCAGUCGCUCACGACGCCGGCGCGCCUCACGCUACGAUUCAGACCGCCGCCGAGACCGCUCUCGGGAUUCUGUGCGGUCCCGGGAUCGCGACAUGGACGCUCGCCGGGGAUACCGCGAUUUCCGUGAUGACCGAGCCGGUGAUAGAAGCUAUAGGCCAGCCCGUCGGAGUCGGAGUCGAUCUGCAGACAAAACCCGAGACCGGGCGCGCGACCGAGACCGCAGCACUGGUCGCGAUAGGAUUCGGGAUCGAUCGAGAUCAAAGGAUAGGGAUCAUGACCGCCGCCGCGAUCGCAGCCGCAACCGAGAACGCGAACAUGAUAACUAUCGACCUCAGCGUGCCCGGGCCUCUCGUUCCCCAGUGCGCCGAGCUUCGCGUGCUCGCCGCUCUCGAAGCCGCUCGCGCUCCAUCAUUCGGGGCCGUGAUCGUCCUCGUUCACGAUCGAGACGUCGUUCGCCCUCACCCACUCUAGAUAUAGACCGAUAUGUGCCAUCUACAAGCAACAGAAGCAAAUCGCCACGGAGGCGUGUACGCUCCCCCGAGCGAGAGCGGGAUCGAGACCAGCGAGGAAGGGGCACUGACAUCGAUCGAUACAUGCCUGUGUCUGAACUUCAUGAACGAGAGAAGGAUAAAGACAAAGAACCUGGCCAAAUCACCGAAGCCACCCCUGAAAUCAGCACUGAAAAAGAAAAGGAGAAAGAGAAGCUGAAAGACGUCGACGAUCGCCGACCUCGUCGGAGGAGCCCCACAGACGGCGAAGCCCCAGCAGACGGCGAAGCCCCAGCAGACGGCGAAGCCCCAGCAGACGGCGAAGCCCCAGCAGACGGCGAAGCCCCAGCAGACGGCGAAGCCCCAGCAGGCGCAGAAGCUGGAGUCGGAGAAGGAAUCGCAGCCGACGAAGAAGUCCAAGUCGUCGUCGAAGUCGCAGUCGCAGAAGGAACCGGAGCUGAU